AUGGGCACAAUAGCUUGCCUAAUAUGUAUUACGAUUGGCCCUGUGUUAUCAGCAAUACAUGAUAUUGGUAAAGUACCAUUGGAUCAUAGGUCUCAUUGGAUCAUUCACUGGCCGAGCGUAAUACAUAUGGAGAGUUUUUGGAGUUAUGGGUUUAUUUUUACACUACAAGUAAUCUCUUCUACUUAUACACUUGUGUCUAUUACGUUGUACAAUAUUUACAUGAUUGUAUUUCUAACGGAAUUAAAAGAACAAUUUAAUUUACUUACAAGUGGAAUAAGGGAAGCGUUUAAUUACAGAAUGGAUCAACAUUUUCAAGACUACUUCGUCGAUUGUGUUCGUCACCAUCAGACACUUAUAAAGGCAUUAGACGAAUUUAAGAAAUUUUACAAAUGGAUACUCUUAGGUGAAAUAGUUGCAGUACAAUUCAUAUUUUCAAUAGUGGUAUAUUGCCUUUUAAAAGUGGACGCUUCUUUUGGAUAUAAAUUGAAAUUCAUUGGAGUAUUAGUGAUUAGGCUUGUUAUGCAUAAGCGCCUAUCUACUGAGUUAUAUGCCAUGACGUGGUACCAUAUGCCUAACCAAUACAAAAAAAUGAUAAUUAUUAUGUUUCAACGUACACAAAGAGAUUUAACUAUAAAUUUAGCUAUAUUUCAAAAUAAAGUAGCAUCAAGAAUUAUGUUUUUAGUAAUUAUUAAACAGUUUUACACGUUUUUAAAUGUAUUAUUGAAUAUAUGA
Messenger RNA from Adelges cooleyi (spruce gall adelgid), 732 nucleotides. RefSeq lists its product as uncharacterized. NCBI's taxonomy places the organism in Eukaryota, Metazoa, Arthropoda, Insecta, Hemiptera, Adelgidae. Gene Ontology annotation, cellular component: plasma membrane. The record is from RefSeq and is a predicted model, not a curated record. Gene Ontology annotation, molecular function: odorant binding; olfactory receptor activity. The coding region runs from base 1 to 732 and encodes 243 amino acids. The transcript is spliced from 5 exons. Gene Ontology annotation, biological process: sensory perception of smell; detection of chemical stimulus involved in sensory perception of smell.